AUGAUCGAUAGACCUCCAAGAGUCAGACCCGAUACGAUCGAUGAGUGUCCCAUAUUUCGAACGAGAUGGCUCUUCGUUGGCCACGACGACAUCGAUCGAGAAUGCUGGUUCGGGUGCGUGUCUGCCAAGAAAGCCCGAGACGAGAAUAUCGAAGAGGACAUCGACUGGUACUGGACUUGGGCUUCGAACGCUCGACCGGAUCCUGCUGAAAAGAUCAGCCCCUGCACGGUCACAAAGGAGGACCCGAAUCUUACGAAGCUUUUAGACCAGAACAAUAUGGAGACGGACAUUUUGUCGAGACUCUCUCCGGACGAACGGACCCUACGGUACGCCAGGCUCUUGCACGGUAUCAACAGGGGAAAGUACAAUGUCCGAGAGCGCUUUGACAGUGACAGGAUGCAGCCUGUUGAAACUCCUUUCUUGAGACGGCCACCACCUGGCCCGCGCUCCAGUUUCACUCAGGACAGUGAUCUCACGGCCGACAGGUCUAAGGGCAAACGCAAACGCGAAGGAUCGAGAUACGAUGGAUAUGGAGACGAUGACCAGGAGACCGCUCACCCGCGCAGAGCAAGCGCGAAGAAGACGAGGCGGGCCAAGGAACUGGUGGACGAUGUAGAGUUCAGCGACGCCAGCUACUCCCCUGGGUAUGUCAGCACAUAUCUCGACGAUGAUGAAGACGACGACGAGGGAUUCUCCUUCCCUGAUGGGCAGACCGUGAAGGCGAAGGACGAAGAGCCACUUGAAGGAGCAACAGAUGACACGGAAGGCGUGAAUGUUGACAAGCCCAAUCCCUUGAUCGCCGAACGUGCUGAGCAACUCUUGAAAGUCCUCGAAGAGCUGCACGAAGCCCCUUACGCGGUUCCUCUGAGAGCUCAAAUCGAUAAGCUGCUACACGACAUCGACGAAGCCCAGAGGGGAACUGACGCCUUGGACAUUGCUGAAGUCGCUUUGCGUCGUGGUCGGCAGAUGCUAUCCCUGUUCAUCGAGGCCGUGAGGUGGGCAACGAAUGGCGCUAACUGGCAGGAGCGAUCCUUCGUGGAUUAUCUCGAACUUCAUCACUUGCCUGAAGAGCUCAAGGAAGCAAAUCGAAGGCUCACGUUGGAGCUGAGGGGGUACGUCCGUAUCGUUAGCGAGAAGAUUCAAAGUGUUAAGGGUUUGAGGAGAGAGUUGGAACAAGCUGCUCGCGAGGACGAGGAGGAGUUGUAA
Zasmidium cellare ATCC 36951 is the source of this 1206-nucleotide messenger RNA. RefSeq lists its product as uncharacterized. Bases 1 to 1206 code for a protein of 401 amino acids. The record is from RefSeq and is a predicted model, not a curated record. The transcript has 2 exons. NCBI's taxonomy places the organism in Eukaryota, Fungi, Ascomycota, Dothideomycetes, Mycosphaerellales, Mycosphaerellaceae.